This is a messenger RNA of Symbiodinium sp. CCMP2592, 816 nucleotides long. The record is from the annotation of a GenBank genome assembly. NCBI's taxonomy places the organism in Eukaryota, Dinophyceae, Suessiales, Symbiodiniaceae.
AUGCAAAGGGCGCAUGGGCAGCUGGAAGCCGCCGCAUCGAAGUUGGGCCGCCCUCCGAGGAAGGUGACUCUAAAGGAGUUCCUUCUGGAUCCGAGCUUCGUGCCACCGUUGGUGGAGUACACCGUUGAAGAGACGGACGGGCUGCACCAUGCAAGAGUGGCAAUCGGCGGAACUUUUCAUGCAGGUGCACCUUCAUCUUCGCGCGAGGAGGCGGAGCUGAGUGCGGCUUUGGUGGCCCUGCGCUCGCUUCGAGCGAACAACCGCGACGAGGUGAAGCGCGGACACCAGGACUACAAGGAUGUGGGCGACGAUGGUAAUGAGGCAAAGGAAGGCGUCUGCUUCAUGGAGGCAAUCUUCCGCGUGCCACGUGGGCACAACCUGCGGGUGACGACAAAGAGAGUCGCCGGGGGCAAACAUGCCUCGAAUUUGAAGUGGAUUCAGCAGAACAGCGGAGCGGAGGUUUCGCUCCUGGGUGGGCAAGGCACUGGCAAGCCGCUCUCGGUGAAAGUCUCGGGAGAUGCUCGGCUGCAUCUGGACAUGCAUCUUGCUUGCAGCGAUGAGGCAACAAGCUGCAAGAUUGCUUCCGCAAUGGUCCACGACCUGCUGGCCUUGCUGUGCUUUGCUCGCAAGUGUGCGGCCAGCAUGGACGUCUCGUUACGUCAGACCAAGGCCUGCCAAUGUGCAGACGGGGCGCCAGCAGAGACGGAAGUCUCCUCAGGGAUUUGCUCCGAUGUGAAGCGGAAAACUGCAGCUCGUUUGGCGAUCCUUCCGGCUGAGUUCAGGAUCAAAGCAGGUCAGGUGUUUCUAUGGUCAUAG